CGGGACAGCAAAUAUUAAGGGAGGCUUUAGUAUGAGAAAAACUAGUGGUACAGGUAGAGGUAGCUAGUGAUGUCGAAUGACAAAGACAAACUUGUAAGAUGAAUUUGAACUAGUGAACAAUAGAAGAACUUGAACUAGUGAACAAGAAUAGAAGAAGAUUUUAUUUUUCUACUUGGCGUUUGCGGUGACUUGUGAAGAAAUAAAGUCUAGUUGCACAACAGCUAAUUAUGCAAAGGAAGAGAAAAACUCCUGUACUAAGAAUGGUAUUUUUCAGUGCUUAUAUUACAUACUAGAAUGCACAAUCACAGGGAGGACAGGAAGUAGCACGCUAGUAUUGCGUACAUGAUGAUCAUGCUGUUCUGUUCAUAUUUUCGCUUUCCUUUCUCCAUGAUCAUGAUGCUGUGAUAGGAACAAUCUAUAUGUAGGAUACCGCUUGUUGUCUGCGAUCUCCUUUGCUAGUUCUUGCUCUACGGGUAAGGAACGGCAACGCUCUUGAUAUUGACAAGAGGAAUGGGUGCACUCAAAAUUGAUGCCUCAGCCUUCGCUUCAGCCAAGCUAUGGGGGGGAGUUCAGUUAGCCUCCGGCUACUUCCUUCCUUGUAGCUAUGGCCGGAUAGCUUGUCUUUACUGUCCUGUGGGGUCUUAUUUUUCAGAAAAUUUGUCUUCAUCAAUGGGGGAGUGUUACUCCUCCCUCAUUUCAGCCCCUCACCAGGAGCACUCUGAUUCACUAGCGUCAUACUUAGACUGUGGCGCUUCUCUAGGAUGAGCGUGCUCCUGUUCUGUCACUGCGGUGACCUAUGAGUUAUCAGGCCCUCUGUGACUGAUUUCAAAGCUAUAAGCUAUUCGAGCUGUUACCUUCGUAGACAGUUCAGGCGAACAGCGUGCUUGAUGCUGCAUAGGAGACAUCGCUGCUCUUCUGAUGCCCAACAUGACCCCUCAUGAAAAACCCAAGUUCUUGUUGUUGAGAAAUUACAUUUCCUUGAAAGUUUUCUCAAAAUCAAAAAAGUGUUCACGAAGUGCGGGGACAACAAUCGCGAACAAGCACUGAUUGAGA
Amoebophrya sp. A25 is the source of this 1053-nucleotide messenger RNA. The record is from the annotation of a GenBank genome assembly. Lineage: Eukaryota; Dinophyceae; Syndiniales; Amoebophryaceae.